AUGGCCUCAAGGCUUCCCCUCCUCUCACUUCCUGCGGCCAUGAGCUCUAGCAACGACGGCUGCGAAACUGGUGCUAACUGUCGAACCCAGUACGACAUCAUCUGGGGCUGUCUCAUUACGAUCUUUGCCUGCGUGUGGGUAUCGGUCCACCCAAACCUCCCUGCGCGGCCGUCAGGGCAACAGCCGGACGACGGCGACUCGUUUUGGGUGCGAUGGCGAUGGUUGCUGGUGGAGGGAACAUAUGCCUUCCGAGCCCGAAUGAAGCUCAUGCUAGUGGGAUUGCUGGCCCCGGAGCUGAUAGCGGGCUUUGCGUUGAGGCAGCGGGUGAUGGCAGGGAAUUUCUCUCAGAAACUUUUGGUCUCCAGAACACACGGGUUCUUCAUCUGCAUGGGUGGCUUCGUGGACGAAGGACGGCAUCCAAUUGUUACCUGGGGUCAGAUUACAGGUGCCUCGGGCUUCUAUCGCGUGCCGAAACCACAUAUUUUGCAAAGGGAUGCACCCCCUACACUUCUUGCCAUCAAGCAAACAACCCGCAGCUUUAUUAUGGAUAAAAGCAAAGGCGACGUGGUCACCAAAGCCGUGGCCUUCAGUCAGGGCGCCUGGUUCAUUGCGCAAUGCAUUGCACGUUUGGUACAACACCUCCCCUUCACGCAGCUCGAAGUCGCCACGCUCGCCUUCGCAGUCGUCAACAUAUUCACCUGGGUAUUGUGGUGGGACAAACCACUGGAUGUUCAAGAGCCGCUUGUCAUAACAGCGGGCCCAGAAGUCUCGGAGCCCUACCCACGAGAUGGGCCCCCCGACAAGGCGAACGCCUUUGUCACCGGAUUUGUGCGACUCAUGGGCUUGGCCCACACGAAGGAUGCCUGGAGCCCUGAAACCGAAUUCAGUGUCCCCACAUUCUGGUUUGCCACCUGGUCGGACACUCCUGCAGAGAUGGAAACUCUCUGCGUACUCGGGGAGCUUGGCAUCGCCUGCAUCUUCGGCGCGAUCCAUUGCGCCGCCUGGAACUCGAUCUUCCUCUCCGGCGCGGAGAAAUGGCUUUGGCGCAUCUCGUCAAUCUUUCUGACCGGCGCGCCAUUAGCAGCUAUGUUUCUCUCUCGCAUGUCCUUGUCCCACAAGAAUCGGACGAUGAUGUGGGUCAUCGUCCUCCUUUAUGUCCCCAUUCGACUGCUUCCUCUGGUUUUACCAUUUGCCGCCUUGCGCGGACUCACGGGCGGAGAUUUCAUCGAUGUCAACUGGAGUAUUUAUAUUCCUCAUUUGUAG
This is a messenger RNA of Mycena indigotica, 1263 nucleotides long. RefSeq lists its product as uncharacterized. The record is from RefSeq and is a predicted model, not a curated record. The transcript has 2 exons. NCBI's taxonomy places the organism in Eukaryota, Fungi, Basidiomycota, Agaricomycetes, Agaricales, Mycenaceae. The coding region runs from base 1 to 1263 and encodes 420 amino acids.